Molecule: messenger RNA, 2285 nt
Organism: Meleagris gallopavo (turkey)
Lineage: Eukaryota; Metazoa; Chordata; Aves; Galliformes; Phasianidae
Source: RefSeq, a predicted model, not a curated record
GAAGAGAAGACUCCCAGUACUAAAAUUUGGAACAGAAAUGAGUGUACCCCUGCAAGUAACAGAGCAGGUUCAAUAUCUGAUAGUGGAACUACUCAAAAGUUUGAGAACCGUUCAAAUAAUUGGAAACCUGUUCAGCAGCAGAAAAUACCUGAUAGCUCUAAUUCAUCUCAGCAUAUCAAAACAACAGAAUCCAGCCAAAUGCGUUGCACUAAAGGACAGUGGCCAGUGAAACCUAACACUACAUCAAGGAAUCUGCAGGAUUAUGGUCUGGCAUAUAAAUUGAACUGCAAUAGUCAGCAAAAUAGCAUGAAUGAAAAGCAAUUUGAUUGCGUUCCAGACAACAAAAGUCAGGAUAUUUCUUCAUUUCAAUUAAAACUUAAAGAAAAAAGGAAUUCUUUGCGAAUCAUAUCUGCAGUCAUUGAAAGCAUGAAGCACUGGAGCCAAUACACUUACAAAACUCCACUAUUAUUUGAAGUUUUAGGCACGCUUGAUUCUGCAGUCACAUCUGGAGCAUACGGAGCCAAGAAUUUUCUUUUGAGAGAUGGAAAGGAGAGCCUGCCUUGUGUUUUUUAUGAAAUUGAUCGUGAGCUUCCAAGACUCAUUAGAGGUCGUGUGCUCAGAUGCAUGGGAAACUAUGACACAAAAAGGAAUGUUUUCAAGUGUGUCUCUGUAAGACCAGCAACUAUUCCAGAACAAAACACUUUCCAAGAAUUUGUUAAAAUUGCAGAUGUUGAGAUGACAGCCUAUGUGAAAACAAUGAAUGAGAUUUAAGUGUAAAGGUGGUUGUAUAAAAUUCAUUUACCCAAACUAAUGCUGAAAAUGUGAUUAAAUAAUUGAAAAUAGUACUGUGUUAUCCAACAGAUGUUAAGGACACCGUUUUGUUUCCAUAUCACUUUCAUAGUUUGUUUUCUCUGGCUAUCUGUGUGAUAACAGCAUUUGUUAUGUAGUUCAUUAGAUUUUACUGGAGAAAUUCAGAAUUAAAAUGUUGAAAUUGUUUAUAUGUACGUAACUUAUUUAUAUGAACUGUUCCUGCUUAACUAGAGUGAGCCAAAUUCUAUUUUUUUGGAAUGGAUUGUUCAAUGAGUUUUAUUUAAAAAAAAUAAUAAUAACAAAAAAUCCAUGGAUCUUUUCCAUGUGAAAACUGCAGGGAGUGCCCCACUCAUCUCUCUUGUCUGUUACCCAAAUGUAUGCAUCAUUAACAGCAGACCGGGUUGAUUAGUGGCUCCUAUCUCUCCCAGUCACUGAAGAAAAGACUUGAUAGUGAAACUUUCUUCCAUUGAGGCAUGAGGAGGAGAAAUGAGGCAGAGCCACAGGUGGCUAACGAGAAUGAAAAUGGUGUCUCCUUUUUAGAGAUGGCCUAAGCCUGAGGAAUUCUCAGAAAUGUUUUGAGCAUUCCUAAGGGGAUCAAACACAUGCUUCUCUUAUCUUCUAUAUGUACUACCUACUGUAAGUAUCAUUUUCCCCUUUUGGUGUGGUUGCUUUUUGGUUUGUUUCUAUGCCAACAAGCAAUCAGUCUAGACCUAUACAAACAAUUUGCUGAGAGUGAAAUUUUAUAUUUCUAAGUUCUGUAAUACUUGGCCACACAAGCUUGACUCUGACAGUAGUUCAGGUGUCUCAGAAAAAGGAUAUUGUCAAAACUAAUUCCCACUGCCAUUGCUUCUUAUCUUCAGUUAUUAGAAAUACCUUCAAUACCCGUUUCAGAAUGUUGACUGUGGUGGGUGUUUGGUCAAAGUUCAGUAGCUAACAAACAUCAACAAAGUUCUUUGUGUAACUUCAUUAAAAUUGCUCUUUGGUAGAAAGUAAGAUGGUGUAUCCUGCUUCAGUUUCCUUUGAAUAGCAACAACAUGUGUAAAAGCUCUUCUAGAAAGGAACAUAAUAGGCACUGCAGAAAGAUUUCACAGGAUACAGCUGUAUAUAUUAGGUAUUCACAUGGUUCCCACUGCUACACCAUCUAGUUAUACUUUUCUUUAAAAACAGUGAAUCAUUAUAACACUGGUUUAAACGAGCAGCAUACCCUGAAGCUGUAGGAACAUUGUUCAAGGACACGUAGGAAGUUGGAAAAUAAUUACUUGAACACAGAACUUCUUUGCUUUUGCCAUAGGAACAUCCUGUGAGGGAUGGUCCACAUGCAUGUUUGAGUCUUUGCAUUCGAACAUUUGCUUUCACAGCUUAUUCCUGUUGUUUCUACUUUCUUCUCCCCUUACUUCAACACUUUGUACCAAAUCUGUUGGAAAUUUUUUUAAUAAAAAAAGAGAGAGACAUUAAGAAAAUAGUGAACAGUGAUU